AUGCAGAGAGCAAUGUUUGUUCUUCUAAUACUCUCUGUUCCUCUCUCAAUCAUUUGGGCUAACACAGAGCAGAUACUCGUGCUCGUCCACCAAGAUAAGUCCAUUGCUAGUGUCGCUGGCUCGUACGCGAGGUACAUGAUCCCAAGUCUAUUCGCCUACGGACUACUCCAGUGUAUCAACAGGUUCUUGCAAGCGCAGAACAAUGUGUUCCCUGUCUUUGUCUGCUCUGGAAUCACCACUUGUCUUCACCUUCUUCUCUGUUGGUUGUUUGUGUUGAAGACUGGUUUAGGAUACAGAGGAGCUGCUCUCGCUAUCUCCGUCUCUUACUGGUUCAACGUCAUUCUCCUCUCAUGUUAUGUCAAGUUCUCCUCUUCUUGCUCGCAUAGCUGGACCGGGUUUUCAAAAGAGGCUUUUCAUGAGAUUUAUGAUUUUUCUAAAAUCGCUUUUCCUUCAGCAGUCAUGGUCUGUUUGGAGCUGUGGUCGUUCGAGCUUCUGGUUCUCGCUUCAGGUCUUCUUCCUAACCCGGUUUUGGAAACUUCGGUUCUUUCAAUCUGUCUAAAUACUUCACUAACAAUCUGGCAGAUCUCGGUUGGUCUUGGUGGUGCUGCGAGCAUAAGAGUGUCGAACGAACUAGGAGCAGGGAAUCCACAAGUGGCAAAACUGGCUGUAUAUGUCAUCGUAGGCAUAGCAGUCGUUGAGGGUAUCUUGGUCGUUACGGUACUGUUGUCGAUUAGGAAGAUCCUAGGUCGCGCUUUUAGCAGUGACCCGAAAAUCAUCGCAUAUGCUGCAUCAAUGAUACCGAUUGUGGCAUGUGGAAACUUCCUUGAUGGCCUCCAAUGCGUUCUCUCAGGGGUUGCUAGAGGAUGUGGAUGGCAGAAAAUUGGAGCGUGUGUGAAUCUUGGUUCAUAUUACCUUGUGGGAGUUCCUUUAGGCUUAUUACUUGGUUUCCAUUUCCACAUGGGUGGUCGGGGACUUUGGCUGGGAAUCGUAACAGCAUUGGCUGUCCAAGUGUUUUGUCUUUCUUUAGUCACUAUAUUUACAAACUGGGAGAAAGAGGCAAAAAAAGCAACAAAUAGAGUCGGCUCUUCAGAUGACAAAGGUGGUAACGUCGAAUGA
Messenger RNA from Thlaspi arvense, 1116 nucleotides. The record is from the annotation of a GenBank genome assembly. Lineage: Eukaryota; Viridiplantae; Streptophyta; Magnoliopsida; Brassicales; Brassicaceae.